UGCCUCCUCUUUAGGGCCCCUUCUGUUGAUAGCGGUAAUAUCAAGGUUCUCUGUGUGGGAUCCUUACAGGAAAAAAAUUGUGUUUUCGAGUCCACUCAAUCCUCAAUAUCAGUGAAUGGUGAAGACUGGACAAGAGGCUCCCCUGAAAAUCUCCUUGGAUCUCCCUAUUAUGAAGUAGAGGAUGAUCAAUCACACUCUGGCAAAAUAAGAACUGGACAUAGAGUGGGUGAAAACUUUGAAAGUUCUGAAUGUGGGAAACCUUUUGAAAAGAAACCUGAUCUUUCUAUAUAUAAGACAGUUCAAGUAGAUGAAAGGCCAUUGAUAUGUCCUGCAUGUGGGAAAUGUUUUAGUGAAAAAACAAGUCUUGUGGAACAUCAGAAAACACACAUAAGAAAGAAAUCACAUUCAUGUUCAGAAUGUGGUAAAUGUUUUAGUCAGAAAUCGUAUCUUACAAGGCAUGAAAGAGUUCACACAGGAGAACGGCCAUAUUCAUGUACAGUAUGUGGGAAAUCUUUUAAGCAUAAAUCACAUCUUAGUGAACAUCAAAUAACUCACACAGGAGAAAAGCCAUAUUCAUGUUUGGAGUGUGGAAAAGGUUUUACUAUGAGGACAGAGCUUUGUAAACAUAAGAGAAUACACACAGGGGAAAAGCCAUAUUCAUGUUCAGAAUGUAGGAAAUGUUUUAGAUUGAAAUCUAGUCUUGUCAAACAUCAAAGAGUUCACACAGGGGAGAAGCCCUUUCCAUGUUCAGAAUGUGGCAAAUGUUUCACGAAUAGAUCAUAUGUUGUUGAACAUAUGAAUAUUCACACAGGGGAAAAGCCAUUUUCAUGUUCAGAAUGUGAAAAAUGUUUUACCACACGAACACAUCUUGUUAAACAUCAGAGAAAUCACACAGGAGAGAAGCCAUAUUUAUGUUUAGAAUGUGGGAAAUAUUUUAAUGAUAAAUCAGGUCUUGUUAAACAUCAGAGAACUCACACAGGAGUGAAGCCAUUUUCUUGUUCAGAAUGUGGGAAAUGUUUCACUGAUAAAUCUUAUGCUAUUAAACAUAUGAACAUUCAUAUAGGGAAAAAGCUGUAUUCCUGUUUGGAAUGUGGAAAAUGUUUUACACAGAAUUCAAGUCUUGUUAAUCAUCAAAGAAUUCACACAGGAGAAAAGCAAUAUUCUUGCUCAGAAUGUGAGAGAUGUUUUACCCAAAAGACAAAUCUUGUUUGCCAUCUGAAAACUCACACGGGGGAGAAGCCAUUUUCUUGUCCUGAAUGUGAAAAGUGUUUUACUGAAAAACAAACUCUUGUGGAACAUAUGAGAAUUCACACAGGAGAGAAACCACAUUUAUGUACAGAAUGCGGGAAAUGUUUUACUCAUAAAUCAAGUCUGAUGAGACAUUUUAAAACUCACACGGAGGAGAGACAAUCGCCAUGAGCAAUAUUUGGUUAAGGUACAGAAAUCGGGAAAUCAUGUGAAACGUCAGAGAACUUACUCAGGAGAGUUGCCGUCUUUAUGUUCAGAAUGUAGGAAAUGUGGAAAGUGUGGAGCUCCAUUGUGAAACCAGCAGCCUGAAGAGGUUUUAAAUUGUAUAAUGCUUAGCCUAAUACUGCUACGGACCAAAUUCAGCUGGGUUUGGACCAAAUGGGCUUUAUUCUUAAUUUCUCCUAUGUAAGAUCAAAUGAUGAGAACACUAAUGAAACAAGACUUUUGGGACUUUAAUAUCUUAAAAUGUUGCUGGAAUCAAAGUGAUAUAGAUGAAUGUAUAUCCUGUUAAAGAAUUGUCUGGUAAAAUUAUCGCCCGUCAUUACGCACGGAGCGAACUCGCUCUGCGCAGUAAUGAUAGCGUGUGGGAAUGCCAGGGCUCCCCAGCAGCGGGACGGCGGCGAUCUGACAUCUUAUCCCCUAUCCUUUGGAUAGGGGAUAAGAUGUCUAGGGGCGGAGUACCCCUUUAAAUGCGCACAUAAAAUACGCCACUAAAUUUGACACUGUUUGAAUCUAGUAACUCCUACAACUGGGCCACUGUUAAAGGGGAACUCCGCGCCUAGACAUCUUAUCCUCCAUCUGUGCUUGCUCAUAGCGGCAAUCCGUUGCUAUGAGCAGACACACUGUGAUGUGCGAGUAGCCGCCACCGUAGCCGCUCCCCCUGCUCCCUGAGCUAGGCCGAGAGCGGCCGAGAUGUGUGCGGGUAUAUUGCACAUGCACGCGGCGACUCACACAUCGCAGCGUGUCUGCUCGUAGCGGCGGAUUGCUGCUAUGAGCAGGUACAGAUAGAGGCAACACUGUAGGGUCCUAUGUCGGCGGAUCUGUCUGUGUGAACGUACCCUAAAUGUGUUUUAUUUUUAUUUUAUUAGAAUAAAGACACAUCAGAAUUAUAAAAGGUAUGUUUGGCAUUGGGACACUUACCCCUGCUAGGCUAUGGGGCGUGUUUGAUGUUGUACUUUAAUGCACAGAGAGGGUUGUUAUGCACAAAGUAAAACAUAAAAUCUGAAACAAAGGCACUCAACAUAUAUAU
Hyla sarda is the source of this 2497-nucleotide messenger RNA. Its product is annotated as zinc finger protein OZF-like. The annotation marks the transcript as partial. The transcript is spliced from 3 exons. Lineage: Eukaryota; Metazoa; Chordata; Amphibia; Anura; Hylidae. The record is from RefSeq and is a predicted model, not a curated record.